UUCCCGGGGAGAGCUGGGUACCGCCGCUGUUGCCGGGCAACGCGGGAUGCCAAGUGCGGCGUGAAGUCAGCAGACCUUAGGGCCGGUCUUUCCCCGGCUGCCCGCCUUCUCGUGGUGGUCCCGUGGCUGUUUACGCCUCCGUUCUGAGGGGCCAACGGAGAGGUUAGAGAAGCGGCCUUGUGCGGAGUUGGGCGAUUAAAGUCGGAGCAGCCACUUGCCGUCCUCCUGGCAGCGCGGCCCUUCCGUGUGAGAAAGAUGCUGUGAAGCGAGUAUUCUCUGGCAUUCAGCCUACAGGAAUCCCCCACCUUGGCAAUUACCUGGGAGCCAUUGAGACCUGGGUGAAAUUACAGGAAGAGCAUGGCUCGGUGCUGUACAGCAUUGUUGACCUACACUCCAUCACUGUCCCCCAGGACCCGGCCGUCCUUCGGCAGAGCAUCUUGGACAUGACUGCUGUUCUUCUCGCCUGUGGCAUAAACCCAGAGAAGAGUAUCCUUUUCCAACAAUCUCAGGUGUCCGAACACACACAGUUAAGCUGGAUCCUUACCUGCAUGGUCAGACUUCCCCGGUUACAGCAUUUACACCAGUGGAAGGCAAAGAUUGCCACGCAGAAGCAUGGUGGAACUGUGGGCCUGCUCACAUACCCAGUGCUCCAGGCAGCGGACAUCCUGUUAUACAAGUCCACACACGUUCCUGUCGGGGAGGAUCAAGUCCAGCACAUGGAGCUCGUUCAGGAUCUAGCACAAGGGUUUAAUAAGAAGUAUGGAGAGGUCUUCCCCGUGCCCAGGUCCAUUCUAACAUCCAUGAAGAAGGUGAAAUCUCUCCGUGACCCUUCUGCCAAGAUGUCAAAAUCGGACCCUGAUAAACUGGCCACCGUCAGGAUAACAGACAGUCCAGAGGAGAUCGUGCAGAAAUUCCGCAAGGCUGUGACAGACUUCACAUCAGAGGUGACCUACGAGCCAGCCCGGCGAGCCGGGGUCUCUAACCUGGUGGCCAUUCACGCAGCAGUGGUCGGUGUCCCUGUGGAGGAAGCACUCCAGCACAGCGCAGGCCUGGACACUGCUCGCUACAAGCUGCUGGUGGCCGAUGCCGUGAUUCAGAAAUUUGCUCCGAUUAAGAGUGAAAUUGAAAAACUUAAGACAGACAGGGGCCACUUAGAGAAGGUCUUACAGGUUGGGUCAGCAAAAGCUAGGGAAUUAGCCCAUCCUGUGUGCCAGGAGGUGAAGAAAUUGGUGGGGCUUCUGUAGGAAGCAAGGCUUUUAUGACUUAUGGCCUGUGCACGCCAAUAAAGGCAGCCUUCCUCACAAAUGAAAAAUGAUGGCUUGGGGACAUUUAAUUUUGGUUCACCUGGCUUCAUUUGAAUAUUGAAUAUUGGCUUCAUUUGAUAAAUAAGGAUUUGUAACCUUCAAAUAGAGUGGUGUUCUAAAUCCCAUCAGCAAAAUGCUGUGACCAAAAAUAAUAGAGAGAAGGCAUGACUAUCUGAAUCCUCAAUUAUUUGAGGCACACUCCUUACCCUGAAUUUAGGUAUAUGAAUGUGAUUGAGGUGAGCGGUAGUUCAAACUCUCCUGCUCCACUGACUGAGCCGGCCAGGUGCCCCUCUGUCCCAACCCUCUUAAAAAGUAAGACGGAGAUUCUUAGACUUCUAAUCCUUGGGAUGCCAUUUGGACCAAUUUGUAUUGAAAUCAACUUAUAAAAAUAAGUUGAUUAUUAUAGCUCCUUUGUCACUGAGAUAGUACCUGCCUAAAUGCAUUUAAGCUGCUUUACUUGUUCCCAACAAGACCACACUGACUGUCCCAAUAAGUAUUGUUUUGUUCAAUUCAGAAAUACAUGAUAUAGUCUUCUGAGACGGUUGAUUAUUUCAAAUCGAUUGACAUGUUAGAACCCAGGUUCCUGGAUUCUGUUUGCAGUAAGUACUUCUUUGCCUCUGCCUCUAGUUCAACAUCACCAGCCCUUGGGAAAUAUAUGAGGGGACUUUGCCAUUUUCCACCCCUGCCCUGAGGAAAGCGAGGCUCAGGGUGUGCAGUAUCACUCAGUAAGAAGCAAGUCCAAGAUUAAAACUUUCACUCCUUAAAGAGCAGUGUCUUUUUCAUCAGCACAGAACCGUAAAAGGCAAUAUGUAUGAGACUCCAAACAUUCUUAUUUUGAAGGUGAAUACUCGAAAUAUAAGACCUGUACUAUGGACACUGUUUAUAUCAGUAACUCAACCAAUAGCCGCCUGCUUUAAAUACGGAUUUCGCCAACCUUGGUCGUAUUUGCUCCUUUAGGAUCUCCAAGGCAGGUCCUAAGUUCUGUGUCCUAUGCUUGAGGCAGAGACACUUCACAAAGUAUAUUUUACCAGCCUACAAUAGUAGUGAGGCCUGACACAUCAGAUUUUCCUGAUGAGUGGAAGCUUCUCACCUUCCCUCUACCUCAGCCUUUCUGAGUAAUAACGAGUCACUCUCUAAAACCUAGCUUCUUUGCACUUCCUGAAUAUGGAAAUGACAAUCCUGACUUACCACACCAGGACCUGUUAGCAAGCUUGAUUUUGUAAAAGAAGUUGCUUAUAAGUUUUUGUUUUGUUUUGUUUUGUUUUGGUCAGUGGGUACCAUGAUCAACUUUUAUACAUAAGAGACUAGUAUGUGGGGAAAAUAAUUUUUUAAAAAGAUUUAUUCAUUUGUUUAAAGGAGAGAGAGCAGGGGGAGGGGUAGAAGGAGAGGGAGAAGGAGAGAAUCUCAAGCAGGCUCCCUUCUGAGCACAGAGCCCCAUGCAAGGCUCGAUCCAACAACCCUGAGAUCAUGAGUCCUAUGCUUAACUGACUGAGCCACCCAGGCAUCCCACAAAGAAUUUUUCUUCAUGUAUCUUUAGAGAAAAAAGCAGAGUAGUCCUUUUAUCAUAACAGAUAUAAAUACACAAAACACUGCAUCCCAGAAUCCACUCCAGGUACAAAUCCUUUUUUGGAUCUUUUCUUGGAAUGUGGUGUGUAUAGUCCUAGGGCCUCUUUUGGCAUAUUUUCUCCAAGGCUUCUUUUUUUUUUUUUUACUUUAAAAGGAACCAUAGUAAGAAAACUGGAAAAUGACAAAAUUAAAGAUGGAUCUAUCAAACCAA
Molecule: messenger RNA, 3081 nt
Organism: Canis lupus familiaris (dog)
Lineage: Eukaryota; Metazoa; Chordata; Mammalia; Carnivora; Canidae
Gene: WARS2
Product: tryptophanyl tRNA synthetase 2, mitochondrial
Exons: 6
Coding region: 444-1244 (266 amino acids)
Biological process (GO): mitochondrial tryptophanyl-tRNA aminoacylation
Cellular component (GO): mitochondrion; mitochondrial matrix
Molecular function (GO): ATP binding; tryptophan-tRNA ligase activity
Source: RefSeq, a predicted model, not a curated record